Hermetia illucens (black soldier fly) is the source of this 4457-nucleotide messenger RNA. RefSeq names its product terminal nucleotidyltransferase 5C. The transcript has 3 exons. Gene Ontology annotation, molecular function: poly(A) RNA polymerase activity; RNA binding. The record is from RefSeq and is a predicted model, not a curated record. NCBI's taxonomy places the organism in Eukaryota, Metazoa, Arthropoda, Insecta, Diptera, Stratiomyidae. Gene Ontology annotation, biological process: mRNA stabilization. The coding region runs from base 1185 to 3746 and encodes 853 amino acids.
UCGUGACAUGAAGAUUCCGCUACUUGGCGAGCCCCGCUAUUCAGUGGAUGCGGAAACUUAGCCAGUUGGCCCCUACUAGCUCCUACGCUCCGUUCAAGUAUCGAUUCGUGUCACGCUUCCAAACUGCGAGUGUUCGUUCUCCGUAGAAAAUUAAUAACAAUUACGCAUCUUCCGUACGCAUUAGCUGGUUAUCGUUUGCCUUGUCAGGUGUGCGGUUAAGUUAUCUACGGUUCUUCAUCCAAGAUACAAUCGAAGGACAUAUGUAAUCCUAGAAAAAUCUACUGAAAAGCUUAAAAAGCUUGCCGGAGCCCACACUUACUAUACACCAAGUAUAUAUCUGUUGCAUCUUGAGAAGUGUUUUCUAGAUCAGAUCCUAUCUAGCGUAAUCGAUCGCAACGAACCGAACUCGAUCGUCAACAAAGGGGAAGAGAGCAAAAUACGCCGACUCACAAUUGCUGAAAUUUCGUUGAAAAAUUUUCCAUCGAGACAAAUCGCACGCGAUUGAGUGAAAAUUUAAUUUUCCCAGAAAACAACGUGCUUUCCGGGGAGCAUUUUUCGCGGAAGAUUCGAAAUUCUCGUUCCAUUUGAAGUUCUUGGAGUGAUCCAUUUCGAAUUUGCAGCAAUUUCCUAAAAUAUUAUCGAACGGGUUAGAAUCCAUUUGCCUUCGAAGUUUUAAUCCGUAUCCUGUUAUUCGAAAAAACAGCUUCGUUCCAUUUUUUAGGUAGCCUAGAAUUGCCAGAGAUUCAGUUGUGUGCGCGCGAUUCGGAACUGAGUUGCUGUAGAUAUAACGACUACUUUCUACUAUUACCUUAGGAUAUUGUGAUUAGCUUUUAAUUGCUCCGCUAUUUAGUGUAUCCAUAGUUUAUCAUCUUUAUUGCUGUAAACAAAAAUAGGAGUUUCAAAUUCUGCUGGUGCUUGUUAUUCUAUUUUUAAGCGUUGAAAACGUGACUUGCUGAGAAUCCACACUCAACAGUGAAUAUUUCAACUAAAUCUUUUUCCGCAUUCAAUCGACCAGACAUAAUUAUAUCACAGGUGCGCGUAGUGGUAAAACUAGCCGAAAACUCAUUGAAAAAUUAGUGCGCAAACGUGCGAAUAACGCUGUACAAUCGUGGCUACACCCUUGACUUAAAUUCUCUAAAUCUUGCCAACUUUCAUAUUGGGAAAACAUCAGAACUAUUUCAACAAUGGCAGGAGGACGAGGUCAAAAAUUCAAAUCGAAUCAACAGCAACAACCGUCACAACAAUCCCAGCAGGGGGUGAAGUAUCAAGAUGAGCCACCGAAAUCGCAGACACAACACAGAGGACACCAAUCACCUGUUGAUAAUGAUUGUUCGCCCCCAUCGAAGGGCAAUGGCCGCCCGUUGCGCAGGGCAACUAGUAAGCAAGAACAGGUGAAAAAUGAGACCUCAUCAAAGCUAUCCGAAUCUUCUCUUCAAACCAAAGAUAACUUCCCGCCAUCAUCGAACUACAAACAAAAUUCUAGAAAUUCGAAUACAAACGGUCGGAAAUUCAACGGAAAAGAUGGCGGUCGUUAUGUUAGAAGUGAAAGCGUUCCAACGGCCAUGACAGCGGUCAGUCACAGGAAAAACAAUCACGGGAAAAUAAAACACAGUCCUGAAUGCUUGGCUGCUAUGCAGAUGCGUUUUCAGAAGUUGAAUAACCUGGACAAGAUCGCAUUCGUGCCUGUGCCCAUGUCAUUUUUCAAAUCCAACAUAAAAUUGGCAUCGCGAAAUUUCCGAAAUAGUGAGAAAGAAAAUGCUCCUGAGGAAGCUACUGAUCCUUCCACCGGCGACAAAACCCAGAAGGAGUUCAAGGUUCCGACAUUGAUUUAUGAACGAAGCAAGCCUGUCGACUCAUCGUCCCGUAUUUGUGGAGUACAAGCUGAUACCAAAUGUCUGACAAUUUACGAGAAAAGUGGGAGCGGACAGCAUCAGUUCCCGUUAAUGCAGUGCGGGACAUUAGAAAUACCCGAUUCAUUCGCCCAGCGAACAUUUAGUAAUAGAAUGGACGCAUUUCAUGUCGAAGACGAUGGUUUUCACUCGGACGGCACAGAAACUCCACCACCAAGUCCCAGUUCUGGAAGUUCCAUUGCAUCAACAUCGGAUCAUGGAUCCUUGGAGAAUGUCGAUACGGGAAGUGCUCAACGUUUGGCAGUGCUCUCAUUUGAGCAAGUUCGAAAAUUGAACGAUGUUAUGAAUGAAACAGUUGCCAUACACGGCAGAGGGAAUUUCCCCACGCUUGAAGUACCACUGAAAGACUUAGUGACACUAGUGAGGAAGAAACUGGAAAUGGAUGUGCCCUCCGGUGGGGCUGGAAUGCAUGUAAAGGAUAUUAGACUGAAUGGUGGCGCAGCUAGUCAUGUGUUGGCUUCAGAGGAUCAACCAUACAAUGAUUUGGAUUUGAUUUUUGCAGUAGAGCUAAGUUCAAAUAGGCAUUUCGAUAGAGUCAAGUCAGCCGUUCUGAAUACACUAUUUGAUUUGCUCCCGGAAGGCGUCUCUAGGAGGCGUAUUUCUCCAUGCUCACUUAAGGAGGCUUAUGUAGGCAAAAUGGUGAAAGUUAAUAAUAACAACGACGGCGAUCGAUGGAGUCUGAUUUCUUUGGGAAACUCACCCGGUCACAAGAAUGUCGAACUGAAAUUUGUCGAUACAAUGCGUCGACAAUUUGAAUUCAGUGUUGACUCAUUUCAAAUAGUUUUGGAUUCCUUGUUGCUAUUCUACGACUGCUCCCAAUUGCCUAUUUCUGAGAACUUCUAUCCAACUGUUGUCGGGGAAUCUGUGUAUGGAGACUUCCAGGAAGCCCUCUAUCAUCUACAAAACAAAUUGAUCUCAACAAGGCAACCCGAAGAGAUUCGCGGUGGUGGUCUCCUUAAAUAUUGCAACCUGUUAGUCAGAAACUACCAACCAGUUGAUUUGGAGAAAAUCAAGACGUUGGAACGUUAUAUGUGUUCCAGAUUUUUCAUAGAUUUCCCUGAUAUGUCAUCGCAACGUGUCAAAUUGGAAGCCUACCUAAGAAACCACUUUUGGGGUGCCGACGAGGAGCCUCUUCAAUAUCAGUACCUGAUGCAUUUACGUGAAGUCGUUGGUUCGUCAACAGUUUGUCUGAUGGGCCAUGAGCGACGGCAGACAUUGUUAUUGAUACAAACUUUGGCCUUACAAGUAUUGUACAGAGAACAAGAGAGACAGCAGCAGCAAGUAGCACAACAGCAACAAACACAACAACAAAAUAACAUUCAGUCAUCGCAUCAUCUUCAAUCACAAUCACAGUCAACGUCACAGACGGUGCAGGCAAAUAGUCCACAAUCAUUGCAACAACCCCAACAAACAACGCUCACACAAUCGCAGCAACAGAUUCAGAUACAGGCUCCACCAGGUCUUUUGUACGCAAAUGGAGUCUACUACGCGCCUGUGAUACCCACAACCAUUUGCACUUGCAAUUCACCAUGGUUAGCGACUGCAACAAUACUAUCACCAGCACCACAACCGCAUCAUCAAUCACAGCAACAGCAACAGACAACAAUCCUGACAGCAUGCUCAUCGGCCGCUUCACCAUCCGCGUCAAGCUCCUCAUCAGUGGUGGCAUCACCCGUCUCAUCAGUCAUCGCUUCUCCAUGCAUCUCACCAUACCCUCAACAAUCCACGCCGGAACCGUCGACACAACUAACGACAGCAACCCCUGUGAGUAUCAUCCCCCAUCACGUCACCUCAGCAGAUUCCAUUCCGGAAAUUCUGAUAAACUAUACAAGUUGAUACAUUUAAGCCCCCCCAUGCAUGCCAAUAACUCCGUGAAUAUUCUCUCCAGAAGCUUAAUUAUCAAGACAUUUUUAAUACAAACAAAAAAUAUACAAAAAACUAAAUGUAUCAACUUUUAUCGCCCCUCGCUUUCGUUUUAACCCCUUCUUUUGGAAAUAUCAACAUAUUUUAUAUGUAAAUCAGAUGUACACCGGGAACUUAUUCAUCGUGGAAAACAUUCAAAUUAUCUAAAAUCGCCAAGAACAUAUUCGAUUUUAAAAGAAAAGAAAAGAACUGACGCAUUUUAUCAUAAAAAUCCAAACAUGUUUAAGUGUUAAGCUCAUUACCCUCUGCCUCCUUCGGUUCGCUGACGUUUCAGCGAAUUCCUAUCUUUCGCAUUCUACUUUUCUGGGAAAGAAAACAAUCAUUUGCAAAUCGUAUACUUAUCACAAAAAACAAAAUUACAAAAAAAAAGUCAAGUGUGAAUUCCUUUUAUUCAUUUUUAUCUGAAUGAGUAAAGUAGAAAGUGAAGAGACGAUUUAAACGUAAUUUAAAUUAAAGAUAGUUUCUUAAGAGUUCAUAGAAUUCGUAGAAUUUAUGACAUACGGCCGUAGGCCACAUGAUGAAGAGGACACGAGGAAUCACCAAUUCUAAUUUUCUUAAUCUCCAAAAGUCAAAACAAAAAUACAAAAUGUGAAAAAUGUGAAACAAAACAACAAGAAAAAUGUG